UGAUAGCACGUCUCUAUAUAAAGAGAGAAGGCUUGGAAUAAUAGUGAGGCUGGCAAAGAAGUUUCUCUUCGUAUAUGGUGGUGCUAGUGCAGAAAAUAAAAGAAAAAAGGAGCUUAGUCAAUGGAUUUCUCAAAUGCCCCGUGGUUCUCAGAGCUGGGAGUGGAAAAUUUAAUUUUCGAGGAUCAAUGUGGUUUCAUGGAGUCAUUUGAUGAAGAUUUGGCUGCACUUCUUGGAGAAGAAUCCCCGACUUUGUCUCCACGAAGUAAUUGCUCAUCAACUCUGAUUCGGAGUAGCAGCUCUUCCACCGAUUUGCGCACUUCAUCAUGCAUGGAAAAAAAUGAAGUGGCCAUGGAACCACCAUCCAAGCAGAAAAAGCCUGACAAUUAUAACUUUUCUAGGCCUAAUCUUGAUCCCUCUUCUACUCCAAUCAUUCUCAAUUUUGGCAGCUUCAAUUCUCCCGAAAGUCCUCAACCACUGAACCUAAGCUCCUUGAAUCGCGAAGAAAAGGCAGCAGUUUCUGAAAUUUUAGGAAAUCCUGUCGAGCCUACUAAAAGCGCCCCAACAACAAAGAAAACCAGCCGGGUUAGGCCGCCAUCUCAAACCUACGAUCACAUAAUUGCAGAAAGAAAGCGGCGUGAGCAGCUCAGCCAGCAAUUUGUUGCUCUUUCAACAAUUGUUCCUGGCCUGAAGAAGAUGGAUAAAAACUCUGUACUGGGAGAUGCUAUCAAGUAUUUGAAACACCUUCAAGAGCGUGUGCACAGUCUUGAGGAACAAUCAGCAAAACAGAACCUGGAAUCUGUGAUUGUCAAGAGAUCGAGGCUUCAGAUGGAAGACGAGGGAUCGUCCUAUGAGAGUAACAGUUCCUGCGAACAGCAUUUGCCGGAAAUAGAAGCUAGAGUGUGCAACAACCACAUUCAUCUCAGUAUCCACAGUAAGAAACACAAAGGGGUUCUGUCGAAAAUACUAUGUGAGGUUGAGAAGCUCAAUCUUACUGUAAUAUAUACUAAUGUCACGCCAUUCGGAAAUUUCGCCUUUGACAUAAACAUUAUUACUGAGAUGGAGGAAAAAUCCAGCUUGACCACGAAAGAGAUCGUAAAAAUUCUUGAUUCGGCCCUCCACCGUAGUGCAUAGAGAGUGCAAAAGAUUAAUUAACGACGUAGCCCACGAUUCCAAGAGGAUGCAUAGGAAUGGAGUUUCAGCUAAGUUGAUCGAUUUUAACACAAGGAGCUAACCCAUGGAUUCCACGGGCAAGCCGAUGAAUUGGAGUUGACGUGACUUGGACGAGGAUUAAUGAGGGACUGACGAAAAUAAAUAAAUAAAAAUAUGGUAAAUAAAUAUGUAUGUCUAGUCCUAUUCAGGGGGGCAUUUCAUGAUAGGCCAUGGUCAUGAUAUCAGGUGAAUUGUUCCAUCCAAAAGCGUCGAAGUUAUAAAUAUUAUCUUUAACUAUAUGCAUAAUUCCGAUGUCUCUUGA
Olea europaea var. sylvestris is the source of this 1471-nucleotide messenger RNA. RefSeq names its product transcription factor bHLH18-like. The transcript is spliced from 5 exons. The record is from RefSeq and is a predicted model, not a curated record. Gene Ontology annotation, molecular function: protein dimerization activity. The coding region runs from base 121 to 1131 and encodes 336 amino acids. Lineage: Eukaryota; Viridiplantae; Streptophyta; Magnoliopsida; Lamiales; Oleaceae.